Molecule: messenger RNA, 4352 nt
Organism: Solea senegalensis (Senegalese sole)
Lineage: Eukaryota; Metazoa; Chordata; Actinopteri; Pleuronectiformes; Soleidae
Gene: kctd7
Product: potassium channel tetramerization domain containing 7
Exons: 4
Coding region: 418-1509 (363 amino acids)
Biological process (GO): protein homooligomerization
Molecular function (GO): protein binding
Source: RefSeq, a predicted model, not a curated record
UCCGUGGCCCAGAUUGGGGCCCAGAUUAUGCCCUGCUCUUUUUAAAACGCUCCUGCUCUUAAAAUCCCAGUUUUGGGACUUCACUCACUCGUGGUGACCUCGUGACGUCAUGACGGUGAACAGACGGCGUCAUGAUCACGUGAGACCGACGACAGCGCGGCCGGGCCCAGCGCGAGAGAAAAACAACACUGAGAAGAAACCACAUUUAUAUUCCUGUUUUAUUUUUGAAACGCGGACUUUAUUCGCUUCCGCUGCGGGGUUUUAAAGAAGCUGGGCGUGUCCCCCGCAGCCGCUCGAGCGCCACCCUGUGCUGCCGCGCGGUAGUGGCAGCGGUAGUAGCCGUUUGUUUGUUUGUUGUUGCCGUCAGCUGUGGCUCGUGCCAUCAUCUCGUGAUCGGAGAGCUGUCCUGUCGCGCGCAUGCAGCAGAAUGGCUCCGUCGGCUCCAUUGACGGUUCUGAUGUCAGCGGCAGCAGCAGCGGCGGCAGCGGCAGCAGGGAGCGCCACUCCCCGUCCUUCAGCCCGCUGCUGCCCGCCGCCACGACGCGGGUGAGGCGCUUCAUCCAGGAGAGACGCACGCUGCCUCUACCCAGAGUGAUGGUGGUAUUCUCGGGCACGGGGAGCAGCGAGAAACCGAGCGAUGCCAUGUCUGGCUCGGACUCUGCGGAGGACGAGUUCCGAAAGCCAGCGGCCGCCUCGCCGAAGCUCAGCGGCCGCGGCCGCAGCAGCAGCGGCGGCAGCAGCAAGGCGCUCCGCUCCGCCCUCAGCGGCCAGGAGGAGCAGGAGUUUCCAGAGGUCAUCUCUCUGAACGUGGGCGGCAUGUACUUCACCACGCGUCUGUCCACGCUGCGGCGCUACGACGACACCAUGUUGGCCGCCAUGUUCAGCGGACGCCACUACAUCCCACGCGACGCCGAGGGACGUUACUUUAUUGAUCGAGACGGGAUGUAUUUCGGUGACAUCCUUAACUUCCUCCGUGAGGGCGAGCUUCCCCACAGGAACCGGGCGAGAGCGGUGCACCGUGAGGCUCAGUACUACUCCAUCGGCCCACUGCUGGACAGCCUGGAGGACGUUCAGCCGCUCACCGGAGAGAAAGUGAGACAAGCUUUCCUCGAUCUGCUGCCUUAUUACAGAGACAAUCUGGAGCGCAUCGUGGAGAUUGCCAAACUGAGGGCGAUGCAGAAGAAGGCGCGCUUCGCCAAGCUGAAGAUCUGCGUGUACAAGGAGGAGAUGCCCAUCACGCCUUAUGAGCGCCCGCUCUUUAACUCUCUGCGCUUCGAGCGCUCGGACAGCGAGGCCAAGCUGUUCGAGCACCACUGCGAGGUGGACGUGUCCUUCGGGCCGUGGGAGGCGGUGGCCGACGUGUACGACCUGCUGCACUGCAUCGUCAGCGACCUGUCGGAGCGCGGCAUUGCCGCCGAGCAGCAGUGCAUCGGCGUCUGCGACAAGCACCUUAUCAACCAUUACUACUGCAAGAGGCCCAUCUACGAGUUUAAGAUCACGUGGUGGUGAAGCGGACACUCAGAAGGACAGACGUUCCCUUCUUUUAUAUAAACUCAGCUGAUAUUGGUUUUUUGUAUUGAAGUUGCCAAUAUUUUUUUUGCUGACGACUGAAAAAGGGAACCCUUUAAAUUAUGUUUUGAUGGCUAAAUUCAGUUUAUUAGGAACGUCUGUACUCAAACUAAUGCAACAGUGAGGGAUGUUAUCGUUCAGUUCUGGUUUUAUAGGAAGAUGUUGAAGCUCGUGUUUGUGUUCAACUGCGUUAUUUUCCCUUUUAUACAGAAAAGGAAGGUGUUUACGUUUCUGUAGCCCUCAUGUUUUCUCUCAGCCAAGGAAUCAAAUCAAUAUUAUUCAAUAGGAAUGAAAGUAUUUUUAGUUUCUAGUAUUUAUAUAGCAUUAUUUUAUUUUUUUUAUUGGAUUCUUUUCACAGACCUGCAGGAAGUGUGCGACGGACCCAUUUAAUCAGGUUUACCUAAUAACAUUUGAUUAUUAACACUUGCGUUGUCGUGGUGUCACCACGGUUACGGUAACACCAUGGAAAUCCUGUUUUUGCUGAUCUGAGGAGGAUUAAAAUGUCCGUCGGCACCUGCUGUUCUGUUACAGUCAGGAAAGUCCAGUCAUCUUCAAAUUUACGACAUGCGCCAUGACACAUUUCAGGCACAUCUGUUUGUGUUUUCUGCUCAGACACAGUUCUACGAUCAGACCAACACUCAGAGUCCAGAGUCCAGAAUCCAGAGUCCAGCUCACAGUCACUCGGUGACAUAAGAGACACAAGAAUAUGUCUCCAAUCACCAAAACGCAAGUGUCUCACAGAAGAGAUUUGUCGUCUCCUGUGGACGUUAACAACAAAGAUGAGACACUUGUUCUGUCUUUCCUUCCUUAAUCCAGAUAAUCUGUGCUAUUCUAUCCAUCUGUGACAGAAUUUGUCAUGGAAUGAUUCGGCACAAUUGUUUAUUGUCCUUAUUUUUGCCUUUUAAUUUAUUCAAACUUAUGAGGGACUCUGCGUUGGACUCAUUUUCCAACAGGACAAAUGUGAUCUGACCGCUGAGCAGGACUGUGACUCAAACCAGACACCGUCUGAGAAAUGCAGCCCAUGCUAACAUGCUAAUCUCGCUUACAGAUUGUUAUUCUUUUUAUUCCCGUGGCUUAUUCUGGUCAUUUUUGAGCGCGUUAACGUACGUUAAAAACUCUGACCCAGGGCUCUACGUCGCCCCCCCGAGGUGAAACGCGGAUGGAGCGAGCCGACAUUAAGUUAAAUUUGCACGAAACUUGGAAACUUGUCGCCGCCCAAGACGAACAACAAAAGUCCGUUUGAGACCACGGCCUCGACUCAACAGGAAGUCGGCCAUUUUGGUGAUUUUGCAAGCUACCUAACUCCACGAAACAGGAAGUGACCUGUAACUUGGAUGUAGACGAGAGUCUGACAUGAGAGACCAACCCCGAACACGUCUAUGGACGCAAAUUUGACCCAACAGGAAGUCGACCAUUUUGAAUUUUGGCAUCCAUUCUGGAGUUUUUGCAGGCUUCGUAAAUGCACAAACUCCUCUGAGCGUGUUUGACGUACCGACAUUGAAAAAAGGUGUUGGUUACGUUGUUAUCGACAGGUUUCGCACAUUCAAAAGGGCGUGGCCAGGUUUGGCAACAGGAAGUGACCUGUAACUUUGCAGUACGUUGACUGAUUGUCUCGAAACUUCAUUCUUGACACGAGAGACUGACUCCGAACAUGUUUACGGACACAAACAUGACCCAACAGGAAGUCGGCCAUUUUGGAUUUAGCCGCCAUUUAGCCACGGAAACAGGAAGUGCCCUCUUACUUGGCCGUAAAAAAAUCAUCCGGCAACUUUCUGUAACUUUAGCGUGUUUAGUGAGUGAGGGUGAACGCGAGAGCCCUUAACUUUAUUAUUCUUAGUAUUAUACCAUUAAUUUAUUUGAGAUUUAUUUUUAUUUGUAUUAUUUAUUUUUCUUUAAUCAGUCCAGCUGUAGCUUUGGCCUGGUCUGGAUUCAGAUGUGAUCAGGUUCAGGACUGAUUCAUCCUAUUUCCAGGACUGACGUUGAGUGAACCUCGCAGUAAACGCUGAAUAUAAAUAAUUUGAAUAUAAAUAAAUUGAGAGCCAGAAAGAAAGUAGACUGAAGUUCAGGAUGUGGUUUAUCGGCGGCCGGACUCGAGUAAAGAUCCAGUCCAGUCGUCCGUAAUCCUGAAGUCCUGAAGACGACUAAAAAACCUUCACAGGCACAAACUGACGUGUUUUUAAAACGGUGAAUUAAUUGCGGUUUGUGUGGAGAAGCAGAGAUGACGUGUGAGACCGGUGAUUUUGGAUAAACAGAGUAUAUUUUAAUUAUGCAAACCUCCCACUGAGUGGCUUUUAUAAAGACGUGGGUGUGCUUUUGUCUUCACGUUUAUUUAUCAUGUGUGGACAUGUCCUGUCCCCACAGUCACUCAGAGUGAAGGACGCUGAAGUUGUUGCACAGUCGUGUAAAUUAGCAGGUGUGUGUGUGAGAUAAUCUCAAUUCUAACAACUUAAGUAGUUGUUUAAUGUCUUAAAAAAUAGCUUAACCAUAUGAUAUCGAGCAUCCAGACUUAAGUUAAAUAAGUAUUUCCUACUGUACUUGAUGAUGAAAUCCCCGAGCACCUUGUGAUGUUUCCGUUUUGACCUUUGACCUCACACAGCUGUAGAGAGAACGCGCUUUGGAGCACAACCGAUGAUAGAUCUGAAUGUUUUUUAAAUAUCGUUAUUUAUCUCACUUCUGUUAGCUUCUAGGAAGCUGUCGACCGUCGUCUGCAUUUAGUUUGUAGUGAAGACGCAACGUGUGAUUUUUUAUAAUUUAUGUUUAAAUUAAAAACUGUAUGAAAGUAA